AUGACUGCCAGAAACAAGCGCAACGUUUUGGUCCCCUUCGAGUCGGCUGCAGUGGCCAGCCGUGCCUUCGGAUUCCAGGCCAUACGCGUCAGCCCCGAGCCUCCAACGCCACAGCGAUGUGUAACUCCGAACGCUCUGCCCGUCUUGGCGAUUGUGGGCCACAAGGACCACGGGAAAACGACCCUGAUGGAGAGGCUCACAGGGGAGCGUAUGGUUGCUAAAGAGCCCGGCGAUACCACGCAGCAAGUGGUGGUACGGGAGGCAACUAUACCGACCGGCGGCGAGCCCCUGCAUGCCACCCUUCUGGACACACCUGGUGAUGAGUUGUUCGAGGUGGUGCGUGGCCGCGCAAUUCACAUAGCCGAUGCCGCCGUGGUGGUCAUGUCUGCGGAGGGCGGUGAGGCGCAGACAAGGGACGCGAUACUACAGGCGGACCGUUUCAAGGUGCCUGUGGUCUUCUGCAUCAACAAGGCCGACCUCGAGUUCAGCGACGCCCAAGUUGCCAUCGCCGAGCUGCGAGCCCAGUGCGCACGGAUGCACAAGGCGGGUAUCAUUGGCUCGGACCUUGCGGACUGCGUCGACAACGCCGUUGCCGUCAGUGCACGCACGGGGGCCUGCCUGCCGGAGCUCGGAGCUGAGAUCGCGCGCCGGCUCUCCAAGGUGACACUCCCAACCAACCCAGUGUUCCUGACAGACGUAUUUGGCGGGGUUAAGCUUGGCCGGGUGGAAAACUUUAUCCGGAGGACCAACUGCCUGGUCAGCAGCGGCGCACCCCCCAUCGCCGUCUGCUUCGUGCUGGAGCUCGAGAGGACGCACUCCUUCGGAGUCGUGAUGACUGUGGCGGUACGCCACGGAGUGCUGAUUGAGGGGUGCUACUUCGUCGCCGGUACCGAAUACGGUCGCGUGUCAGGCAUAUACCCGCCUCACGGUAGGGUCGCCCCUGACACCAAGAUGGAGCGCGCUGCCGUGGGCCGCACAGUGCGCGUAACUGGGCUCAAAACUGUGGAGGGCACGAGUGCGGAUGAUUUGCUUCUGGUGCUGCCACAGCACGAGGCGUUCCGUUUGAGUCAAUACCGCAGGGAGGUACAGCUGCUUCGGUCGCAGCAGGUAGAGGGUCCCCCGCUCGAGGUGCCGUGGGCAGUCCUUCUGCAACCCAAGGAAGACGCAGGGUAUGGCGCGUCGUCAGAUUCACACUGCGCACCUGAAAAAAGCGAGUUUGGAUCGACUGAAAAUCGCAGCGGUGCUGCCACCGCCACCCACGACGACGCUUUUCCCAGCACGUCCAUAUACCUCCACCCUGUCGAAGAUACAGUAUCCGACAAUGGGGAUAUUGUGGUGGAAACGGAUUACGAAGCGUGUGAUCAGACCCACUCCGAUUAUUCAGAGAGCGGGCAGCAGGCUACCCCUACAGAGGAUGGUGGUGGUGGUGAUGAUUAUAACGAGGUGGAUGAGCUGGUAGAGGAGGAGGAAGCGGGGUGUGAUCCGAGCGGUGAGGCUGACGCCAGCCCGCACGAAAUGUGGGCUUCCAAGGUGGAAGAGCAAAACAAAGCGCUUCUAGAGCGGUGGAGAAGCAAGUUGCCACCGCCGCCAACAAAGAGCAAAACCCCCAAAGCGCACGGCGGCAUCGAACCACCCGCAGUAACUCCGGAGAUGGGGCGGCCAGUCAUACCGGUGAUUCUGCGGGCCAAUUUCGUCGGCACUUUUGACGCCCUGCUGGAUGGGUUCGAGGCGCUGGAGAAGAAGCAUCGCGUCAGGAUCCCCGUGGUUCACGGAGGGCUGGGAUCCGUCUCCCCUAACGACAUCGUGCAGGCGGACAUCGGGAACAAGUUUGGGCACUGCCCGGUGUACGCCUUCCAGGUGCCCGUGCUGAACGACGCAAUCAAGCACGCCGUCAUCAAUCACGUCACGGUGAAGCAGUUCAACGUUUACUCGGACCUGCUUGCCGACGUGGAGCGGCGUUGCGAGGGCGCUGUGCGGCGGCUGGAAGAGAAGAGGUCUCGUGAACUGCUCCGUCGAUGA
Babesia bigemina is the source of this 2019-nucleotide messenger RNA. Its product is annotated as small GTP-binding and elongation factor Tu GTP binding domain containing protein, putative. Gene Ontology annotation, molecular function: GTPase activity; GTP binding. Bases 1 to 2019 code for a protein of 672 amino acids. The transcript is spliced from 3 exons. NCBI's taxonomy places the organism in Eukaryota, Apicomplexa, Aconoidasida, Piroplasmida, Babesiidae. The record is from RefSeq and is a predicted model, not a curated record.